UCUCUCUCCAAUUCAUGCCAAAACUAGAGAGAUCUGAUUUUAUCUGAAGAUCUUGAAUUUUUCUUUUUAAACUACAAGUUUACUACAUCUACUUUCUCCCACACAAGACUCAUGUAAAGUCACCAUCUUUCUAUUUAUUAAUAUAAUUUUGAAUUGUUUAUGACUCUUCUUCAUUUAACUUCUGUAUUAAUGGUCAACUACCCAUGUUCACAUGCUACACAAAGACUUACCCUUUUUUUGUUCCUAUCUUCUGUCUUCUAGAGUUUUCAGAUUUGUAAGAACAGACCAAAUCAUAAAGGUGUAGACUUUAGAUGAGAAACUAACCGAAUAAUUCAGAUGUCUUGUUCUGACAGAACCAUGGUGGAUCCACUUUUGAAAGAUUUGGAUGAGAAGAAAGAGAGUUUCCGGAGGAACGUUGUCUCUUUAGCUGCUGAGCUGAAGCAAGUGAGAGGCCGUUUGGUUUCUCAAGAACAAUCCUUUCUUAAAGAAACCCAAACUAGAAAAGAAGCAGAGAAAAAAGCAAAGAACAUGGAAAUGGAGAUCUGUAAAUUGCAUAAGAGAUUAGAAGAAAGGAACUCUCAGCUUCAAGCUUCUGCAUGUGCUGCUGAAAAGUUAAUCAAAGACUUGGAGGAGUUCAGAUCAAAGCUUAAUGCAACCAAUCAAACCGCAGAAGCAAGUGCUGACUCUGCUGAAUCUACAAAGAUACAAUGCUCAAUGCUCAAACAACAACUUGACGACAAAACACGUUCUCUCAGAGAACAUGAACACCGUGUGACUCAGCUCGGUCAUCAGCUUGAUGAUCUACAGAGAGAGAUGAGCUUGAGAGAGUGCUCAGAGAAGCAGCUAAGGGAGGAACUUAAAGGAAUUGAGCUAGAGGUAACAGAGGCUAUUACAAAGGGUGGAAUAGGUAAAAAUGAUUGCUUGCUCCAGAAGUUUCUAGAAGAUGUUUCUCCAGUGAAUUUUGAGAGGAUGAAUAGACUAGUUGAAGUGAGUGACGUGGAGGUUAAGAAACUGAAAGAUGAGAUUAGGUUAAUGUCAGGUCACUGGAAACAUAAGACUAAGGAACUCGAAUCUCAGCUGGAGAAACAGAGAAGGACUGAUCAAGACUUGAGGAAGAAGAUACUGAAGCUAGAGUUCUGUCUUCAAGAAACUAGAAGCCAGACCAGAAAGCUGCAGAGGAAAGAGGAAAGAAGGGACAUGGAGAUCAAAGAGAUAAGAGAUAUGUUGUUAGAGAAACAACAAGGUAGUGAUGAAUCUUGGGAUAAACAGAAGUUCUGGGACAAUUCAGGAUUUAAGAUAGUUGUAUCAAUGUCUAUGUUGAUGUUAGUGGUAGUCUCCAAGAGAUGAGUCUCUUUUUGUAUAAAAAUCUAAGACAGUAGAAAGUGUGGGUGUUUGUAUGUGUAGUCUUCUUUAGAACCAACAUGUUCUAAUUAAUAAUCGUCCUUAAACUGUUUCAUCAAAAAUAAAACUUUCACAAAUUGGUCCCAUAGCUCAGUUGGUUAGAGCGUUGGUCUUAUGAGCCGAAGGUUGCGGGUUUGAGACCCGCCG
Messenger RNA from Eruca vesicaria subsp. sativa (arugula), 1548 nucleotides. The record is from the annotation of a GenBank genome assembly. Lineage: Eukaryota; Viridiplantae; Streptophyta; Magnoliopsida; Brassicales; Brassicaceae.